This is a messenger RNA of Carassius gibelio (silver crucian carp), 3688 nucleotides long. It is a transcript of the gene klb, whose product is annotated as klotho beta. Gene Ontology annotation, molecular function: fibroblast growth factor binding; hydrolase activity, hydrolyzing O-glycosyl compounds; fibroblast growth factor receptor binding. Lineage: Eukaryota; Metazoa; Chordata; Actinopteri; Cypriniformes; Cyprinidae. Gene Ontology annotation, biological process: fibroblast growth factor receptor signaling pathway; carbohydrate metabolic process. The transcript is spliced from 5 exons. The coding region runs from base 110 to 3112 and encodes 1000 amino acids. The record is from RefSeq and is a predicted model, not a curated record.
UCAGAUCUGCAGUGUUUAUGUGCGUCGCUCUCUCUCUCUUUUAUUAGUAAUGCUUUGGUUUUCCAGUGGAGGACGAUGAGUGGAUCUGUGCUCCUCUAGGUGUCUUACGAUGUUUCGUGGUUUGUUUGUGUGCGUAUCUUUAGCAUUGAUUUUAUGGGGAACGAUUGAGAAGGUCCAGGGGAAAGCAUCUAAACUGUGGCUGCAGCCACUCAACGAGACGUUCCUGCAGACUGGUGUGUUUCCCAGCGGGUUUCUGUGGGGUGUUGGGUCUGCGGCAUUCCCGACCGAAGGAUCCUGGGAUGCGGAUGGGAAGGGUGAGUCGGUUUGGGAUCGCUUUACUCAUCAAAGGGAUCCGUCCAGUGAUAGCUACAUCCAAUGGGAGGAGGAUCUGAAGUCAGUUCAGUAUCUAGGUGUGAACUUCUAUGCUUUUUCUUUAUCCUGGACACGGAUUUUCCCGGAUGGGGAUGCCACGGCGAAUCCCAACCCGGCUGGAGUGCAGCAUUACCGCCGUUUGAUCGGGAAGCUGAAGGAGCUUCAUGUAGAGCCGGUCGUGACUCUGUUUCACUGGGAUUUCCCGCAGGUCCUGCAGGAGCGGUUUGGAGGAUGGCUCAACCGGAGCACAGCGGAGGUUUUUGCAGAUUACGCUGCGUUUUGUUUCCGAACUUUUGGUGCCGAAGUCCGCUUCUGGAUUACAAUGCAUAACCCAUAUCUCCUGGCUCUCCAGGGCUAUGGGACCGGCGCUCACGCUCCCGGAGUGACCGGAGACCCCGCUGACCCCUACAUAGCAGCACACAACCUCCUCAGGGCUCAUGCUAAAGCGUGGCAUAUUUACGACAAACUCUUCAGACCCCAUCAGAACGGUAAAGUCUCCAUCUCCCUCGGCUCUUAUUGGGUGGAGCCUCUUCAUGGCCAGGCCACGCCUGCCAACGUGGAGCUCUGUCAAAAGACCAUGGAGUCUGUGAUUGGCUGGUUCGCAGAGCCCAUAUAUGGAAGUGGAGAUUAUCCCGAGUCGCUGAAGGCCUCGCACCGCGGCGUAAUCCCAGAGUUCAGUGUGCAGGAGCGGCUCUGGAUGAAGGGCACUGCAGACUUCUUCUCUCUGGCCUUUGAGCGGGAGACGCUGAAGGUGGGUAAAGGACUGGCCCGGUUCGGGCUGAUGGUGAAUCUGGACCUGAGGAGCGUUCUGGUCUGGGUCCAGCAGACUUACGGUGAUCCGCAGGUGCUGAUAGCAGAGAACGGAUGGUUUUCUGAUGCUUCUGUUGGAGUUGAGGACACUGUGAACAUUUAUACUAUGAAGUCAUUCAUCUUACAAGUAAUGCGAGCCGUUUCUGUAGAUGGAGUGCGUGUGUUCGGAUACACGGCCUGGAGUCUGUUGGAUGGGUAUGAGUGGAAUGAUGGUUACAGAAUACGGAGAGGUUUAUUCUACAUUGACUUUAGUAAAGCUGAGCGCCACAGAGUCCCGAAGACCAGCGCUCACUUCUACAGAAGGCUGGUCAGAGACAACGGAUUCCCAGCCGAAAACACGCCACACAUCGAGGGACGAUUCCCCUGUGACUUCCAGUUCGGUGUGUCCGAGUCAGUAUUACAGGUGCAUCUGCAUCCGUUCUCGCCUCAGUUCACCGAUCCGCAGCUGUACCGCUGGAACCUGUCGGGCGACGGUGCUCUCACACCCGUCACUGGAGUCCUGCUUCACACACGGCCGGCACAGUGCACAGACUUCCUGUUCAUCCAGCGGCACCUCUUCCUGCUGGGGGUCACGGGGUCAUCGCACUACCGUUUCACUCUAGACUGGACACAGCUUGCGCCCGGCGGUGACCCGGCAUCUGUUGACCCAGAGAAGGUUCGGUUCUACAGGUGUUUGUUGAUGGAGCUCACGCGCAGAGGAAUCCAUCCGGUCGUGAUCCUGUAUCAACCCAGCAACCUCUCGUCCUCACUGGGUUUACCUCAACCACUACACGCUAACGGCGGAUGGAGAAACGCUAGCGUUGUGGAAGCAUUUGUCAAUUAUGCUGUGUUUUGCUUUCAUGAAUUUGGAGCCUUGGUGUCGACGUGGAUCACCAUUAAUGAGCCAAACCGGUUAAAUGAUUUGUAUGCCAAGGAACGACAAACAGUGGCACGUCACUUGCUAUUAGCGCACGCAAAGGCGUGGCACAUUUAUGAUGCGCAGUUUAGACAGACACAAGGCGGGGCUGUUAGUUUGGCUCUUCAUGCUGAUUGGGUUGAACCGGCCAAUCCAUUUUUAGAAUCUCACAAAUCCGCCCAGCAACAGUUUUUGGAGUUCGAACUGGAAAUUUUUCUCGACCCUCUGAUUGGUGAAGGGAAUGAGGGGCGUGGCAAUACUCUGAUUGGCUUCUCCGACAACGAAAGGGCGGAGCUUAAAGGGGCACUCGAUUUCAUCGCUCUUAAUCACUUCACGACGUGUUUGGUGUCGCCAUGGAAACACCCGAAGCCACUGAACUUGGAGCAUGGCUGCUCGCGGACAAAGGAUCCCACCUGGCCAAGAUCGCACCUGGGACAGGCACUCGUGCCCUGGGGCCUCCGCAGGAUGCUGGGAUGGGUGAGGAAUCACUAUGGUGAUCGCCUCCCCAUCAUCGUCACGGCAGCAGGGGUGGACGAUCAUGAGGUUCAUGAUGACCAGCUGAGACAGAGCUAUAUCAGGAGCUACCUGCAGGAGGCACUGAAGGCUCGUGAGUUGGACGGCGUCAAUCUGAAAGGGUUUUAUGUCUGGAGGCUUCAGGACCAUCGUCAUGAUAUCAAGUAUGGUCUCUUCAGCUCUGCCGCUCAUCACUCUCGACCCAAAGCGUCUGUCAGCGUGUACCGGGACAUCAUCACUCACCGCGGGUUCCCAUCCACAGCUGACCAGCGACCUUUGACCUGCUGGGACACGGACAACGGGACGAGCUGCGAGCUCUGCACACGGAUCGCGGAGAACAAGCCCCUGCUGUUCUUCAGCGUGUGUGUGUCUAUCAGCAUGUCCAUGCUCGGCGUGCUCAUCUUCAUCUCUGUGUUGAGGAAGAGGAGGAAGAAGAAGAGGAAAAUGCCAACUAAUGUCAGAGUCCAUCAGAGGUUCGCUAUGAUGAGGGUGGCUCACGGAACAGGACUCCUGCGCCAUUAAACAUUCAAAUAAAUGUUUAUUUGUUAGCACUGCAUCAGUGUCUCAUCAAUGGAUGCUCUGCAGUGAAUGGGUGCCGUCAGAAUGAGAGUCCAAACAGCUGAUAAAAACAUCACAAUAAUCCACAGCACUUCAAUCCAUCAGUUAACAUCUGGAGAAGACAAAAGAUGAAACCAACCCCAAAUUAACUCUUUCCCUACCCCAAACAUGAUUUGAAUUGGUAGCUAUUACAAAUCUUCUGAAAGAGUCCAAUCGACUGAUCACAAACACAGGUGAGGAAGACGCAGAAACGAGUGAUCUCUUAUGAAAGCAGAUGCAUAUGAAAAACAAUGCGAUCAUUAACCAUAAAGAGCAUAUAAAUGAAAACUGCCUUAUGUUACCGAGUGAAAUGUGGAUCCCGGAAACAUUAAGGACUGUGAAGCUUUGGGGCGUUGAUGGAAGCAAUCUACUGCAUCUAUGCUCUGAUCAUUAAAAAAUGAAUAUGAUCCAGAUGUAGUCUUUAAUAAAAAUCUGAUUUUCUCAGCUUUUUGAUCAAAAUGUUGCUUUUUUUUUUUUCAAAUAGAACUAACUUACGUUCAA